AUGACAGUAGUAGAAAAAUCUUGAGAAUAUAAACCUUGACUUUGCCUAGAGUAGUCUAUCAUUAUUCGCAGAGUGUUUGUUUACGUUGUAGACGCCUUUGCUGUCUGCUAUUGCUCAUUAUCCUCUUUAUCAACUUUUAUAAAUUCCAAAAUGACAAAAACUACCGCCGGAUUGUCGGCCACAUCAUCAGCAGAAGUUUUAAUUGAACUCCUGCCUUCUCUGAAUGAAGACAUUUUAAAAGAGUUCAUUCAUCGCUGUAUUGACGAAAUAUGUGGAAGAAAAGGUCCAGCUUCAGAAAAGUUUUGCUCCUCUAGCUCCUGGACUUCCAGCCAGUUCCUGGAGGCGACUUCGAGUCUCAAGACAUUUAUCGUUGAAUGUGCAGUCAAUAGCCACGAUCAAAGACAGAUUGCUGAGAACCUGCCCCUACCCGAAAGCCAAAUCAACUGCCUGAUGAACUGUUUAGCAGUUCGAGGCGAUGAACUGAAGCAUUGUCUCCUCAGUAAAUUAAAAAAUGGAACUUCAGAGGUGCUGACUGAUCAUGACUGGAAAGUAAAGUGGGUCAUGGGAAGUAGCUCUUUGUCAUCUCUGCAAGAAACUUUGCUGGAGCUGGACCUCACAACAACCAAAGGGGACCCAUCUGCAUUAGCGAAGAAUGUGUCAACGCAGCAUGGGAGAAUCAGAAUUGAACUUACUCGUGAUAACGUAAAUACUCUAAUUAAUGUCCUAGAGAAAGCACAAGAAUCUCUCUAGUUGUCUUUAAAGUGUUACUUUGAAGAUGGUUUCUCACAAAAAUGUAAAUAUGGGCAUGUUUUAAUAAUGUGAUAAAUAUGUGAUUAUUAUUACUGGUGGUUUCCUAAUUUUUGUUCAAAAGAAGGGUAGUGAGUACAAAGUUUUCAAAACCAAA
Messenger RNA from Thrips palmi, 904 nucleotides. RefSeq names its product COMM domain-containing protein 8-like. The transcript is spliced from 4 exons. The coding region runs from base 151 to 750 and encodes 199 amino acids. The record is from RefSeq and is a predicted model, not a curated record. Lineage: Eukaryota; Metazoa; Arthropoda; Insecta; Thysanoptera; Thripidae.